This is a messenger RNA of Poecile atricapillus (Black-capped chickadee), 7629 nucleotides long. It is a transcript of the gene AFG2A, whose product is annotated as AFG2 AAA ATPase homolog A. The coding region runs from base 36 to 2663 and encodes 875 amino acids. The transcript has 16 exons. The record is from RefSeq and is a predicted model, not a curated record. Lineage: Eukaryota; Metazoa; Chordata; Aves; Passeriformes; Paridae. Gene Ontology annotation, molecular function: ATP hydrolysis activity; ATP binding. Gene Ontology annotation, cellular component: cytoplasm.
UGCUCCGGAACCGCUCUGUGCCGGCCGCGGGCAGCAUGUCCGCCUCCUCUUCCAGAAGGAAGAGCAAGGGGCGCCCGGCCGCGGGCGGUGGCUCCCCUCGGGAUGCGCCCCUCGGAGCUGCCGCGGGCGGGCCGCUGGCGCUGCGCGUCGCCGACGCCGUGGAGGCAGGAGAUGACAAAGUCCCGAAGAUGCUGCGCAGAGCUCUGGCACAGCUGUCGCUGAACAGCAUGAAAUCGGCAGAUCUCUGCAUAGGGAGGCCGGCCCUGCUCACCUCCGCUGAGGGGCGGCAGGAGGUCUGUAUUGCCUGGCCCACCACAGGCUUCCCAGGGGGAAGAAUUGGGCUGGGUGAAACCACACAGAAGAACCUGAAAGUAAAUCCAGGUGAUGCUGUCACUGUGCAGCCUGUGACUGGUGCAGUCAUCCAGGCAGAGGAAGUCGAUGUAAAGUUGAGGGACAAAGAUGCCAUCGUGAAUGCUGAGGAAAUGUCUGUCUGUCUACUGAGAAACCUUGAUGGGAAAAUAGUCCUGCCAGGAAACCUCUUGGCUUUCACUUACUACGGCAAGCUUUGCAACAUCGUGGUGAUGAAAGUGAAGGGGACUGACGGUGCCGAGCUGAUUGCCCAGGGCAGCGCCGUUCCCAGCGACUUCAAUGAGCCAGACCUUGAGAGAUCAGAUUUGGGGAGCAGUGCCUUAGACCUGUCCUUACAGCUCAGCAGGAUGGACAUUGGUGACAGCCCAGAGGUUGCCUCCACGAGCACCCCGAGCAAAGCCGUGGAUCCAGGCUCACCAGCCACACCCUGCGCUCCCGACUCCGGGCACAGAGACAAAACCUGCAGCGCGGGAAAUGGUGCAGACCUCACCCAAGAUCUGGAGCUGGCUGGGGAGCACAGCACUGAGGGACUCCCACUAACUGGCAAAAUCGGAGCAAUGAGCAAUACAGAUUGUUUUUACUACAUUUCUUCAAGAACUAAAAUCAAUUUUAUUGAACCAAGGACUGGUGUAGCAGAGGAUGGCGACUCUGAGUCCCGGGUCACCUAUGACAUGAUAGGAGGCUUAAGCAGCCAGCUCAGAACUAUUAGAGAAACUGUUGAACUGCCCUUGAAGCAACCUGAACUGUUCAAGAGUUACGGGAUCCCUCCUCCUAGGGGAGUGCUGCUCUAUGGCCCUCCAGGAACUGGGAAGACCAUGAUUGCCAAGGCCAUCGCAAACGAGGUUGGCGCUCACGUUACCGUCAUUAACGGCCCUGAAAUCAUAAGCAAGUUUUAUGGGGAGUCUGAGUCAAGGUUACGUCAGAUAUUCGCUGAGGCUUCUCUCUGUCGCCCCUCAAUUAUAUUUAUAGAUGAGUUGGAUGCACUCUGUCCAAAGAGAGAAGGGGUUCAGAACGAAGUGGAAAAGAGAGUUGUUGCUUCACUCCUGACAUUAAUGGAUGGCAUUGGCUCAGAAGGCAGUGAAGGGCAGCUGUUGGUCCUUGGGGCCACCAAUCGCCCUCAUGCCUUGGAUGCAGCACUGCGCAGGCCGGGGCGUUUCGAUAAGGAAAUAGAAAUUGGAAUUCCCAAUGCCCAGGACCGUCUGGACAUACUCCAGAAGCUUCUCAAGAAGGUUCCCCAUUCACUCACAGCAGAGCAGUUGGCCCAUCUGGCUGACAGUACACAUGGUUAUGUGGGUGCAGACUUGGCAGCCUUGUGCAAGGAAGCAGGUUUGUACGCCCUGCGGAGAGUGCUGGGGAAGAGGCCCGGCCUGUGGGACGCUGCGGUGGCUGGGUCAGUGAUGAUUGCUUUCAAUGACUUCCUGCAGGGGAUGAAUGAUGUCAGGCCCAGCGCCAUGAGGGAGGUGGCAAUUGAUGUGCCAAAAGUAUCUUGGUCAGACAUAGGAGGAUUAGAAGAUGUCAAGCUGAAGUUGAAACAGGCAGUUGAAUGGCCUCUCAAACAUCCAGAGUCCUUCAUCCGAAUGGGGAUCCAGCCUCCCAAAGGUGUCCUGCUUUAUGGACCUCCUGGGUGCUCAAAAACCAUGAUAGCAAAAGCUUUGGCUCAUGAAAGUGGCCUCAACUUCUUGGCAGUGAAGGGGCCUGAGUUGAUGAAUAAAUACGUUGGUGAGUCUGAGCGAGCAGUGAGAGAGAUCUUCAGGAAAGCCAGAGCAGUGUCUCCUUCAAUUCUUUUCUUUGAUGAAAUAGAUGCCUUGGCAGUUGAAAGGGGAAACUCUUCAGGUGCUGGGAAUGUAGCAGACCGUGUCUUGGCUCAGUUGCUGACGGAAAUGGAUGGGAUAGAACAGCUGAAGGACGUGACAAUUCUGGCAGCUACAAACAGACCGGACAUGAUAGACAAGGCCUUGCUGAGGCCAGGGAGAAUAGACAGAAUUAUCUACGUGCCACUGCCAGAUGCAGCCACUCGCAAGGAAAUCUUCAAGCUUCAUUUCCAGUCCAUGCCAGUCAGUGAUGAAGUCUGCUUGGCUGAGCUCGUGGAGCGCACACAGAAGUACUCGGGAGCAGAGAUAACAGCAGUCUGCAGGGAAGCAGCCCUCCUAGCUCUUCAGGAAGACAUCCAUGCCAAAUCUAUCACGGGCCGGCACUUCCGGAGUGCGCUGACGGUCGUGAGCCCGAGGAUUCCCGACUCGUUAAUCCAGUUUUAUGCAGAUUACCAGCAGCAAAGUGGACUGCACACGCUCUGAAAGGCAAAUUAAUACAUACCCCAUUCACUGUGUGAAUGGCAGAUUUCCUUUGUGAAGCUGUCAGAAGCCAAAGAGUUUUGUACUGUGAGCGAGUGGAGUGUCUGGAGUUAACUGAAUGCAGAAUUGCCGUAAUAAAAGUCCCUGUGGAAGUUGUGUCAUAGGCAUUGUCCUCAACUUUAGAUUUUACCAUUUCAGUGGUAUAACCUGCCUUUUAGAGGAGGUAGUCUGGUUUAAGAGAUUUCUGGUUUAAGUCAGUUUAUCUCAGUUGUAUAUCUGUGUAUCCAAAAAAAAAAAAAAAAAAAAAAAAAAAUCUGAAUUUUGGUGGAUUCUUGGCCCUAAAGAGAGAAGCAACAAAUGCUAUUACUGCCUUCAUUUGUUCCUGCCUCAACCGCAGUUUAAUCCCAGGGACCAUCCCAGUGAAUGGCCUCAUUACAAAAAAUGUUUAAAAUUACUGUGAAUUUUUUGAUUUAUGAUCUCCAACAAAGCUGCUGAACAGGCUUUCUGAGAUAAAGCUGAGGCAUCCUGAUUGCUUACAGCCAAACAUUUAUCGUUGGUCUUUACCAACUCACUUUUAGACAUGCUGGCAGGUAGGCACCUUAAAAAACUGUCCAGCCCUUCACUAACCUGAAGCCAUUGCCAGGUGUCAGCAAAAGAUUCUUGUUCAUGUUUGUUUCCAUCAAAAUAAAUGGGAAUGUUGAUAAAAUAUGUAAUUUAAAGCUGUCCACUUAAAAUCUACAAUGAACCCUAAUUAAUGGAUGAGAAAACUUUCUUGCAAGAACUGUUUUAAAUGGCCACAAAAUACUUCAGGGACAGAUAAAAUCUCCUCAGGUUGUUUCUUUGUUAUAUCGUCUGUUGAAACGAUGACAAGUCCUUGUGGGCUCUCUGCUCUCGCACUCAGGAUGAAAUGCAGUUAAGCAAACUAAUAUUCAGCUUUUUUCCCCCACAAAAGAAAGGCUUUUCUAGUCCAGACAUAAAAAGUUGAGGAAAAGGUAAACCAAAGCCGACGCGAAUUUCAACAGAAAGGUAAUUUCUUCACCUAGAUUAUGGUUUUGCUCUCUUUGCUUCCACACUGUACACAUUUCAUAGCUUUUAAACAGAAAUCUGCUAUUUUUAAAUGACAGCUUUUUUAUUACUCUCAUUCUAACCUGCUAUUGCUGUAAUUAGCAUUUCAUUUUACUAUUGCUGUGAAGGAUUAUAGGAUGAGGAAAAGGGGGUCCUUUACUUAGUUCAGCCGAUGUGUAUGAGUUUUUUUUUCUUUUUUUCAUUGUUUUACUCUACUUUUACAUAGUCAGACAGAGGGAAUUAAGAAAAUUAUAAACUGGAAAAGUUGCCUUGGGGAUCAAGACUGCAUCUGAAACUACUUUAUCCUUCUUUUCUAAAUUCUACAUACUCCAGCUUAGAGCUCAGGAUGUGAACCAUUCAUCAUAACCAUUAAAUUUUGAGGUUUCCAGAAAUUAAAUGCCAUACCUUUAUCCCCUGGCACUUCACUCCAGUGUCUGCUCCUGAAGGGAGGAAAGAGAGACUGCAGUUCUCACUGCCAGUAAUGAAUUCUGUUUGUGAUUUUGUAGCCUAAAAAUAACACUGUGUGGUGCUCCAGAUGAGUGUUAAAACUAGAUGGCCAUUCCUUGGGAAGUGUUCAGGUUUAUUGGGAACAUGCACCAAGGAGUGAAUGUGAACUGAGAAACUACAAGAGGGGCAGGUGGGAGCUGGCUGCCCUGUCCGUUUGUGGAAUCCUGCUGCCAUCAGAGGGAAAUUCUGCACAUCAAAUUUGAGGACAGUAGGAGGGAAUGCUGGCCCAUGUCUGCUGUUUGUGCCUUGGGAAAAAUCCCAUCCCUGCAAACAUUUAUCCUUUUACCUGUGUGGUGCCACGUGGGCACCAAAUCUCUUGAUACACACCCAUAUAUGCCUGAAGUGAUUUUAAAUAUAGGAAGCUCCCCUUUUUAUCCUUGGGUUUGUGAAAUUUGAUUUUUUUAAAAAAUAAGAUGUUCUUAAAAAAAAAAAAAAGCAAUGACAAAUUUGUGAAGUCCUCAGGAGGUGUCUGUUGCUCCCAAAAAAUUCUGUUUGGUAAACUUUGCCAGUCUGAUGCCAGUCAGGAUCUUACUCCAUCCCAAGCCACUCUUAAAUUGAGAUUUAAAGGAAGCUAUGAUGAUUCCCUGUAUCUUUCCUAAAGACAGAUCACUGCUACAGUGGAUGAGCAAAUUGAAACCUGGGUAUCAGAAUUCUGGAAAAUGACCAAAAAUUUGGUUUUGAUUAAAACACAGUGUAGCCCUUUCAUGAUCCAGCUUGGUGAGAGCUGUUGCACCCUGAGCCUCUCGUUGGAACUUACUGAUGAGGGCACUGUAGGACAGAGCACUCCAGGAGCAUCUCCUGUCAUUUACAGGAGCGAGUUUUGAUUCAGAGCUGACUCCUGAAAAUGUGUUUUGCUGAACACCUCGUGCCUUGGCACCCACUCAGAUCUCUUGCAGUGUGAGCCCAUAAAAGCCUGAAUACCUCUGUGCUGCAGAGCAACUCAAAGAUAGAGGCACUCUCUCUUCUGCUGGGUUUUGUUGUUGUGUUUCCACGAGAUUUAAUUUUAAUAAAAGGAUUGAGGAUCAGUGAAUCACAGCAGAGAAGGCAGCUGAGAAGAACAUCUCUGUCCCAUCCUCUCUUUAACUGCCUAGACUUCCUAGGCUUACUUCUUUAAGUUUUUUAGAAACACGGUCUUUUUCCUGCCUGCUGUUAUCUUUUGGAGCUGGUUUUUGGCCCAAAUACUGCUUGAGUUGCAGAAUUGUUAACAUUAAAUCAACUUUUCAAUGUUUCAGGCACACUUUGUUUGAAUAAAAAAUCUACCUUUUUCCUCCAAUAACAACGUCUUGCAAAAUGGCAUAAAAUGUCUUUUGACAGUUUGGCCAGAAAUGACCAGGAGAAUAUUUAUGAUCAAAAUGCAAAAUUGUCUUCACUUAACUUGAAAAAAAGUUCACUCCUGUGUUCUACCUAAUGCAUAAAACAGAUUUUCACUGCAAGUAUGAUAUACAAUUCUUAAUCCUAGAAGAAAGAAUGAGGUUUAUUGUGGAUAGUUUUCUGCAGCCUCUAAAUGAGAGUGGAACAUAAGUUUUACCAAGCUCAGGUGGCAAGGGCAAACAUCAGAGACAGAAUAAAAACCAUUUAUUUCAAAGUUGUUUAUUCAAAAUCAUUGAAUUUAGACUUGUCAGCCCUUUUAAAUAUUAUGUCUUUAAAGCUGAUUUUUGUGGGCUCUGUAUCCUGGCUCUUUCAGCUUCUUUACUCAUUUUGAAUGCCAAAGUGUGGUGAUUCCCCUCUGGAAGCUGGACACAUGCCAAACAAUGCUCCAGGAACUGAGCAGCCAUGGAAGGCUGGAAGUGAUGUUUCCUGGUGAAGAAGGAGUCUGAUUCAGCUGAUGGGGUGUGGAGAGGGGAAAAGUGGAAGCCAGAUGUGGUGUUUUGUCCUGAGGAUGAAGUUCAGUGAUGGACACAGGUUGGUGGGCAGGAGAACUGUCUCUGCUUAUUGCAGUCAGGGCUGUGAGGAGCCUGACCCUGAAAGGUUUUGGUUGUUUCUGGCUCUGCCACAGAAAGCAGCUGAUGUGUGGGUGAAACAGAACUGCCAGCUCCAGAAAUGCUGCUGUCCAGGGCUUGUGGUAUCCUAGUAUGUAGUGCUGGAAUUUGGGAGGGAUUUGACCUUGAAGAAGAAGAGUCACGCACUGAAGGUGUCAUAACCUUGGUGGAAGGUCCUAAAAGAAUGAGUGAAAAGAGGCACAAAGAACUUGCCUUGCUUCCUGUGAUCCCAAAGCUGGGAUAAAACCAGCUGUGCUUCCAUUCAUGCUCCCAAGCCUUGGGAUUACUCCUGUGCUGAUGCAGUCUGGGGCAUAGGAGACAGUUUGCAGUGGGAGCAGAGUUACAUUCGGAAAAUCAGUUUUACAUUGGGACCCCUUUGUAUUUGUAUUUAAUAUUGUUGCUACGGUUGUAGUGAAUUUUUAUCUCCUAGGAACCCCAAAAGCUUUUGCUGAUGGCUUUUUCUGUUUGACAUGGAAGACAACACCAAAGGUGAUAUUAAUGUGCGCAGUUUGAUAAACAGCUUUUCCAAGGUAGUAGGUGCAAGAGGCAGAAUUUCUGUUGUUGCUGUGCAAUGUUUUCCCCAUUUGGCAGGUCAACAACAUCUGUAAGAGAAAUAUUUCAGCUGAAACCUCCUCCUGAUCUCGGGGUUUGUGUCAGCUCCUUCUGGAAGUGCUACCUGUUCAUUUAUUCAUCUCCUCUGCUGGAAACUUAACUGUGCGUUUUCACCAGGGCUUUAUGUGUGCUGUGUUAAACGUUUUAAAUGGUGUCAUUCUUCCAUGCAGACUUAAAUCCAACAGCUCCAGAGCCCUGACAGAGAAGGAGAUGUGUGUUUUCUCUGUUAACUGGCCUGCCAAGGACAGGAGGGAUGAGGGGGGAGAGAGCCCCUCUCUGUGUUUGCGUGGCAGGACUCCAGCGAGAGCGCAGGUGUUGCGAGAGGAGGCAAUGGCAACCAGAUGACAUUCCUUCCCCUUGGACUAGCGUGGAGCCAUUGCUCAAACUGAUUGUGGGUCCAGCACUUGGACUGGAUCAUCUUAAUGGUUCAUUUCCAACCUAAAUGAUUCUGUGAUACCCUUCCAAUAAAAUUGGAGGCUAGCUUGUUGUCUGCGUGUGCCUGUGUAAAAUCCAUGACAUUAAAGCUUAGGUUCCUCUAAACUAGAUUAGGGGGGUGGAAUCACUCUUGGCAACUGCUGGGAAGAGACUAGAAGAUAGUCCAGACAGUGAUUUAUCCCAGCUGAGAGGUGAACUACCUUUCUGGAGGAGCUGAUGGGGCAGCUGAUGUCAGGAGAGGCCCUCAACACUUAUCUAGAGAAAGUGCCUUGAGGUAGAGAGAAGGAAUUAAGAGCAGCAACCCUCGAUAUAUUGAGAAAAAUAUUUUAUUAACUUGUGAAAAUAUAUCCUGUUUGCCUAAAUGGUUCUGG